CAGGGCACAGACUCAGUCACAGAAACCUCCUAAAUCCAAGGGUUUACACAUAAACUGCACGCCGCCGCCCGGACUCUCGUCUCCCGGUCGCCAUGAUGGUUCCACUGGAUCCAUGCAACAAGCCCACCUCGCAGCGCCGCAUCGCGGAGGGCGACACCGUCGUGGUGUACGAGCGGCACGACUCGAUGCGCGCAGUCACCGUCAGCGCCGCUGGCGUACUGCAGAACCGGUUCGGCGUAUUUCGCCACGCCGACUGGCUCGGCCGCCACUUCGGAUCCAAGGUAUUCAGUAGCGGCGGUGUCGGGGGCAAGGGCGGUCGCAAGGCCGGCGGCGGGUUCGUCCACCUCCUCGCGCCGACCCCGGAGCUCUGGACGCUCGUGCUCAGCCACCGGACACAGAUCCUCUACAUUGCCGAUAUCAGCCUCGUGGUGGCCUACCUCGAGCUCGUCCCUGGGUGCGUCGUGCUGGAGUCCGGAACGGGGAGCGGUUCGCUCACCACCUCGCUAGCCCGCGCCGUCGCGCCGCACGGGCGGGUGUACACGUUCGAUUUCCACGACCAGAGGGCAGACUCGGCAAGGGAAGAUUUUGAGAAGAAUGGCCUAAGCAGCCUUAUAACAGUUGCUGUUCAGGACAUACAAGGGGAAGGAUUCCCAGAUGAGUACUCUGGAGCUGCUGACGCUGUGUUCCUGGACUUACCCCAGCCUUGGCUGGCAAUACCGUCAGCUGGUACAAUGCUACGGCAAGAUGGCAUCCUAUGCUCCUUUUCACCUUGCAUUGAACAAGUACAGCGUGCUUGCGAAACUAUGAGGUCUUGUUUCACAGAUAUUAGAACUUUUGAAAUUCUUCUCCGCACCUAUGAAGUACAUGAAGGUGCUCUGAAGAGUGCAACCACCAAUGAAGCCUCUAGCGAUGGUUCUUCACUUCCUGGGAAGAAACGGAAAAUUCGGUCAGCUGGAGAAGCCUUAGACAGCACUCAGACAUCCUCUGUUAUUGCUAGGCCUUGCAGCACAGCUAGAGGACACACUGGCUACUUGACAUUUGCAAGGAAAAGCGUGCAUGGGAGCCAAACUGGGGCGGCUGAAGUUUGCCCCACAUCUUAGACCAGUAAAAUGCACAUUGGGCGCCUGAAUUUUGUGAUGCAGCCAAUGGAUCUACCUGAUGAAUUAGGAUAUUCUCGUAGCCAAUGGGCCAUGGUACCUUUGAGAUUGUUGUGAACGGUGUUGUAGUAACUAUCGAACUUCAAUAAUUUAUAUAUCUAUCUUUGUCUUUGUGAUCUCAA
Hordeum vulgare subsp. vulgare (domesticated barley) is the source of this 1279-nucleotide messenger RNA. RefSeq names its product tRNA (adenine(58)-N(1))-methyltransferase catalytic subunit TRMT61A. The record is from RefSeq and is a predicted model, not a curated record. Lineage: Eukaryota; Viridiplantae; Streptophyta; Magnoliopsida; Poales; Poaceae. Gene Ontology annotation, biological process: tRNA methylation. Bases 93 to 1100 code for a protein of 335 amino acids. The transcript has 3 exons. Gene Ontology annotation, cellular component: nucleus; tRNA (m1A) methyltransferase complex.